AUGAGCUGUCCAGACUGUUUUAGAGGUGCUGCCCUAUCUGGCGAGCCCAAAGGAACAAUCUCGGAUGUUAAUGGGGCAUACUUGGCUAGUCGUCCCAGCUCGUCCCGCGCUGUGGUCCUACUCUCCGAUAUCUUUGGUCUCGACCUUCCCAAUCCCAAGCUUCAAGCAGAUUUCUUCUCAGAACAGCUGGGUUGCGAUGUGUGGGUUCCCAACAUGUUCAAUGGAAAUGCACCCGUUAGGCCUGAACAAAUGAGGAUGCCAGAACGCGCCGGCCAGAGGUUCUCGUUGUGGGAUUGGAUCAAAAUUAUUUGGGUCGCGUUACCCACUCUUCCCGCUAUAUACCGCAACAGGGCUUCAUUCAUCGAUAAACUCAAGUCGACCAAGAAGUAUGAUAAAAUUGGAGCCGUGGGGUACUGCUUCGGUGGAGCUACUGCCAUUAAGUUCGGUGCCACUGGGUUGUUCGAUACCAUUGUCGUCUGCCAUCCUGCAAAAUUUAGUAUGGAUGAGCUGAAAGCCAUCAAGGUUCCCUCUUCUUGGGUGUGUGCGGAGGAUGACAUGAUCUUUGGUCAUGACUUCCGACUGAAGGCAGAGGCCGCCAUGGCUGGACGGAAGGAUGGAGUUGCGUAUGAGUUCAGAGACUAUAAGGGCACGACCCACGGCUUUGCGGCACGUCCUAACACCGACUAUCCUGAGGUAAAGGAGGCGUAUGAAGACACAUUGCAACAGACCGUAGAAUGGUUCAAGAAAACUUUGACUUCAAGCUCGUGAAUUGGCGUCGCCUUAACCGUCCUCUUUUAUAUUCGUUUUGUCGCUAUGUGUUACGCAACGACAGGAUAUUGAAAGAUAGCUACUCCCCAGAAUGGUCGAACCAGCCGACCUUUUAUAACCAAGUUGGUUUCAGAAUCAUCGCAUCUCUUACUUUUCACUUCUCUCUAGUCAAAUCAUCUGUGUCCCUCCAGCUGCGCAGAAGCGUCUGUUUGAUACUUCCCAACCCCCGGCGCUCGUCCUCAGCGUGUUGAUAUUCUGAUUGGCCCUUGACAAGUUCAGCUGCCGUACGCCGAUCUCCCGGUGCGAAAGGUUGGUUCCAGGCAGUGAAGAUGAAGGAAGAAGGGUCUGGUAACGGGUGAGCGGUGAUUUCCUGAAGUUCUCGCUGUAUAGAUAAACAAAAUCCA
Guyanagaster necrorhizus is the source of this 1172-nucleotide messenger RNA. Its product is annotated as alpha/beta-hydrolase. NCBI's taxonomy places the organism in Eukaryota, Fungi, Basidiomycota, Agaricomycetes, Agaricales, Physalacriaceae. Gene Ontology annotation, molecular function: hydrolase activity. The record is from RefSeq and is a predicted model, not a curated record. Bases 1 to 768 code for a protein of 255 amino acids. The transcript has 7 exons.